UAGUUUUUAUCAUUAUUCUAUAUUCUACAGAUAAACACACACCUCAUUUCAUUCAUCCUCUGAAAUUGAAACAAUAACGAGCACAGAAUUCAAGGAGAAUUCUCCUCAUUCACGUUGAAACUCAUCAUCUCCCUCCUUCAAAUCAAUCGCUCAACAUUUGGUUACGGCUAAGGUAAUUUAAAUAGAAUUUGCGAUUGGUGAAGAUGCCUACGACGAGUCAUGCAGGUUCUUCUUCUUCUUCACGAAGAAGCAGAAGCAUGGCGUUAACAUCUUCGUCUUCGCAUAAGAAAACGCUUCCUCCAAACGGACUACCCGAUCAUCAUCGUAGAUCUUUUAGUUCUGCUCGUUUCAUGGGCUUAACAGGCGAGCGUACAGUGAAGCGUUUACGUCUCUCAAAGGCAAUAACCGCACCUGAAACCACAAGCAUUUACGAAGCAUGCAGACGAAUGGCUGCUAAAAAAGUUGACGCUCUUUUGGUAACGGAUUCAAGAUCUUUACUUUGUGGGAUAUUGACAGACAAGGACAUUGCAACAAAAGUUAUUGCUCGUGAACUUGAUUUCGAGAGCACACCCGUGGCAAAAGUAAUGACAAGAAACCCGGUUUUUGUACUCGCUGAUACUCUUGCAGUCGAAGCCCUUCAAAAGAUGGUCCAAGGAAAAUUCAGACAUUUGCCGGUUGUAGAACAUGGACAAGUUAUUGCUUUACUCGACAUAGAAAAAUGUUUAUACGAUGCAAUCGCUCGUAUGGAACGAGCUGCUGAAAAAGGGAAAGCCAUUGCAGCUGCUGUUGAGGGUGUUGAAAGGCAUUGGGGAUCUUCUGUUUCAGGCUCCAACACGUUUGUGGAAUCACUUCGCGAGAGGAUGUUUAGGCCAUCGUUAUCCACCAUACUCUCCGAGAAUCCAAAGGUUGUCACAGUUUCGCCAUCGGACACAGUGGUAGCCGCAACAAAAAAGAUGCUCGAGGGUCACACGAGCUCUGCUGUCGCAACUGUUGAUAAUAAGCCCGUUGGCAUUUUAACAUCAAAUGAUAUCUUAAUGAGAGUGAUAGCACAAGAUCUUCGCCCUGAAUUGAUCUUAGUUGAGAAGGUGAUGACUCAGAAUCCAGAAUGUGCUACACUUGAUACACCUAUCCUCAAUGCCCUGCAUAAUAUGCAUGAUGGAAAGUAUUUACAUCUUCCGGUUGUUGAUAAAGAGGGAGCUAUUGUUGCCAUUGUUGAUGUUCUUCACAUAACUCAUGCCGCAGUAACCACGUAUCAAAAUGCAUCAGGUGGGAAAUACAGCUGGUAUAGAUAACGAAGCCGCAAGUUCAAUGAUGCAGAAAUUUUGUAACGAUAACAAAAAUAAAAAGUACAUUUAACCAACGUAAAGCAAAAUAUAUAACUUCUAUCUUUUGAUGUAAAUUUGUAACGAUAACAAAAUGUUAAGCCAGAAUUAAAGAAAAUAUUGAUGAUGAAAUAGUUAAUGAACUAAA
Molecule: messenger RNA, 1470 nt
Organism: Helianthus annuus (common sunflower)
Lineage: Eukaryota; Viridiplantae; Streptophyta; Magnoliopsida; Asterales; Asteraceae
Product: CBS domain-containing protein CBSCBSPB1
Exons: 11
Coding region: 204-1292 (362 amino acids)
Source: RefSeq, a predicted model, not a curated record